This is a messenger RNA of Aplosporella prunicola CBS 121167, 392 nucleotides long. RefSeq lists its product as uncharacterized. The transcript has a single exon. The coding region runs from base 114 to 356 and encodes 80 amino acids. Lineage: Eukaryota; Fungi; Ascomycota; Dothideomycetes; Botryosphaeriales; Aplosporellaceae. The record is from RefSeq and is a predicted model, not a curated record.
GAAGGGAAAAAAGGAAAGAAAAGAAAAAGCUGGGUGCCUGACUAGCAGCAGGAUGCGCGGGUGGUGGCGCGUGCCUGGCCUUGCCGCUGCCGCUGCAAAUCAGGAGUGUCUGGAUGAUUCCGAUCUGCGGAGGAUUAGUGAGCGUGGGCAGCGCUGCGCGCUUUGUCGUUGCCCACUCCUCGGCCGCGGGCUGUGUGGACAGUGGGACUGUGGGUUUUGCUGGCCUGUCGGGAAGCAGCUGCCGCGUGCGCAUUCUGCGUGCGCGUGCGUCUCUUCAUCACUGCUUGCUGCUGCUGCCUACUGUUGGUGGUUUCGCUUCUUCACCGCGCGGCUAUAGGGCCAUCGCUGUAUGGUAAGUGUUUCGUCGCAGCAGCUGCUCGGAACCUCAGGGC